AUGUGCCACAGUGUGUGCUGCUCCAGUGGAUGCUGCUCUGUUGUCAAGAGCAAGACAGUGUGCUGCAGCCCUUGUCAGAAGACAGUCUGCUGUGAUCCGUGUCAGAAGACAGUCUGCUGUGAACCAUGCCAGAAGACUGUCUGCUGUGAGAAGACUAUCUGCUGUGACCCGUGCCAGUCUUGCUGUGACCCAUGCCAAAAGCCCUGCUGUGACCCAUGCCAGACCUGCUGUGACCCAUGCCAGAAGCCUUGCUGUGACCCGUGCCAAACUUGCUGUGAUCCGUGCCAGAAGCCUUGCUGUGACCCAUGCCAGCAGUCUGUCUGCUGUGACCCUUGUCAGAAGCCUUGCUGUGACCCGUGCCAGACUUGCUGUGACCCGUGCCAAAAGCCUUGCUGUGACCCGUGCCAAACUUGCUGUGAUCCGUGCCAGAAGCCUUGCUGUGACCCGUGCCAGACUUGCUGUGACAUCUGCCAAAAGCCAUGCUGCAACCCAUGCCAGAAGCCAUGCUGUGACCCGUGCCAGACUUGCUGUGAUCCAUGCCAGAAGCCUUGCUGUGACCCAUGCCAGACCUGCUGUGACCCGUGCCAGAAGCCUUGCUGUGACCCGUGCCAAACUUGCUGUGAUCCGUGCCAGAAACCUUGCUGUGACCCAUGCCAGACCUGCUGUGACCCAUGCCAGAAGCCAUGCUGUGACCCAUGCCAGACCUGCUGUGAUCCAUGCCAGAAGCCUUGCUGUGACCCGUGCCAAACUUGCUGUGACCCAUGCCAGAAGCCUUGCUGUGACCCAUGCCAGACCUGCUGUGACCCAUGCCAGAAGACAGUCUGCUGUGAGAAGACAGUCUGCUGUGACCCAUGCCAAAAGCCAUGCUGUGACCCAUGCCAGACCUGCUGUGACCCAUGCCAAAAGCCUUGCUGUGACCCAUGCCAGACCUGCUGUGACCCAUGCCAGAAGACUGUCUGCUGCGAGAAGACUGUCUGCUGUGACCCGUGCCAGACUUGCUGCGACCCAUGCCAGAAGCCCUGCUGCUGUAGCCAGCAGUGCGUGCAGACCUGCUACCGCCCCUGCUGCUGUGGCCGUGUGUCCUGCUGCUCCUACGUGGUGAAGAAGAAGCCCGUCGUGGUGUGCUGCAGCCCCGUGCAGUACUGCUCCCCACUCAGGAAGUGCUGCGUGCCCAUCAAGCAGUGCUGCACCUCAGUCAAGAAGUGCUGCUAAACCUGCCCUGCACAGGACAAACAGCUCUGCCCACAACCAUCUCUGAUGUGCAAGAAGAACAGGCACAAGGGGAUGGAGACCUGACCUUGCUUCUGUUUUACAUGAUGUUGGAGUAUAUGCCUAGUGAUUUUCUUCUGCUUUCCAAAAUUUAGCUGUCAUCUUCCUUCUUUCAUUCUCUCUUUUAAUUACAAAGAUCUGCAAUGCACUUGGAUAUGUCACCCAUUGUACAUUGGAGAUCUUAUAUAUUCACUCUCUUCUUGGUGUAUGGGACAUGGGAAACAUUUGCUUUUAUUGUGGUCAUUCUGUAUUUUCUUUCCUGACUUGUAGACA
Messenger RNA from Coturnix japonica (Japanese quail), 1542 nucleotides. RefSeq lists its product as uncharacterized. The record is from RefSeq and is a predicted model, not a curated record. Lineage: Eukaryota; Metazoa; Chordata; Aves; Galliformes; Phasianidae.